AUGUUGCCUUUCUCUCUGCAGGCAACCAUGAACCUGACAGCUCCUCUGCUGUUGCUCGCCACAGCUUGUGCUGUGAGCGGCGCCCGGUUGCCCAAGAACUUAUGGCAGUUUGGAAAAAUGAUUGAGUGUGCCCAACCAGGAGUUAACCCUCUGAAGUACAACAAUUAUGGCUGUUGGUGCGGUUUAGGGGGCACAGGAAGCCCCCUGGAUGAACUGGACAUGUGCUGUAAAGUCCAUGAUAAAUGCUAUGAAAGUAGCAGAAAGAUUCCUGGAUGCACAUCCAUCACUGACCUUCCACAUGUUCUGGUUUAUGAUUACACCUGCAGUGGUACACAAAUAACUUGCUCAGCAACAAAUGACAAAUGCCAGUCUGCUGUCUGCGAGUGUGAUCGUGUGGCAGCUUACUGCUUCGAGAAGGCCAAGUUCAACUCAGAACACAAGGAUCUAGAUCCGGAUGUCCAUUGUGUCAAUUGA
Nerophis lumbriciformis (worm pipefish) is the source of this 474-nucleotide messenger RNA. NCBI's taxonomy places the organism in Eukaryota, Metazoa, Chordata, Actinopteri, Syngnathiformes, Syngnathidae. The record is from RefSeq and is a predicted model, not a curated record.